This is a messenger RNA of Octodon degus (degu), 1661 nucleotides long. RefSeq names its product triggering receptor expressed on myeloid cells 1 (gene Trem1). The record is from RefSeq and is a predicted model, not a curated record. Lineage: Eukaryota; Metazoa; Chordata; Mammalia; Rodentia; Octodontidae. The transcript has 4 exons. Bases 111 to 860 code for a protein of 249 amino acids. Gene Ontology annotation, biological process: neutrophil-mediated killing of gram-negative bacterium; chemokine production; neutrophil chemotaxis.
UUCCCUCAAGAUUUCUCAAUCAAAAGAAACUGUGAAGUCUGCAGGGAAAGACGGCACACACUGCAAAGGACAGUGUCCUCCAGCAGCUUAGGACCCCUGAGGAGAGAAAGAUGGAGGGGACAGGGACACCGGGAUGGACGCUGAGGGAGCCACUGCUGCUGCUGCUGCUCUGUGCCUCAGGACUUCAUGCUGAAGGCCAGUACGAGGAUCAUGAGUGUGUGGGGGAAGGGCAAGACGUGUCAGUGGACUUUCACUACAACAGCAGAUACAAGUACAGCUUCAAGGCCUGGCAGCGGGUGGAGAGCCAGGGCCCCCCAAAGACUCUAGUGCAGACGGAGACGAAAAACGAAGACCUGAACCGGGCCCAGGUGGGGAGGUUCGUCGUGGAGGACAACCCCACCACUGGCAUCAUCAACAUCACCAUGAUGCAGUUCCAGAGGCAGGAUGUGGGACUGUACCAGUGCGUCAUACUCGUUGAGCCCCUCGUUACCCUGCCAUAUCCAGUUUGGCUGAGCCUAUGCCCAGAUUCUUCAAGUACCCAUGCCUCCGGCAUGAGCUCUACCCUGGACUUGACCAAAACGUCUGCUCCUACUACCAUGGAGGGACUGACCCAGAAUUUGGCUGAUAUUUCCACUUUUCCUGCCACAGAGCAUCUGAGCACAACCCACAGAAACCACAGAACUGUGACUCAGCCUCUCUCUAAGCCAACGGCUGUCAUCCCCUCUCCUGACCCUGAUGGGACAGGUGUCAUCAGGGUCCCCUUCUUUGGCAUCGUCAUUCCUGUGGUCUGUGGACUCUUCAGCAAGAGCCUGGUCUUCAUCAUCCUGUUUGCUGUCACGCAGCGGUCAUUCAGCCCAUGAGCCUUUGACAGCAACCCUUCCCUUCCUGCUAGAGCUACAUCCAUCCGGGAGUGGUGUCAAAGAGCAUGGGAGGGAAAGUGGGCGGCCCCAGGUGACUCCUGGGGCUCAGGAUCCCCUUUCCUGUCCCGGUCUUUCCUGCUCACUUUGACUGUAUGCUUGGCUCCUCUUUGGAGGGGAUGGCACCACCCCAGCACAAGCUGGCCCUCCAUUCCACCUUCAACUUGGCAUGAAAUAAAGACGGAGCCACCUACUUCUCGCUGUGGCUGUCUGUGGUGGUCAUGAGUUGUAGAGCCACGGCUGAGACCUCUGCCCGUUUUCCCCUGCUGGAUGGGACCGUUUUGGCCAUCUGGAUAGAAGGCCAUUGAAGAAGGCUGGUGCCCUCUCAGCCAGAGUCAGAUGCCUGUGUUUCUCCUUUAGACUGCAGCCCUCCAGACACUCCCAGCCACCAAGAGAGCAGAUGACAAGAUGUCACCAGGCCAGUCAGAAGUGGGGAAGAGCGGCUGAUAAAAGAGGUAGGGCGUGGAGGAGCUGGCUGGAGAACUGGGAAGGGCCUUUCAGUCUCAGGACUACUGGGCAGGGCCACGUGGUGCCCAGGACCCUGCAUUCAGAGCGUCUCCCUGGCUCGCACGAGACGCAGAUGCCCUAAGGGAGAGCAGAGGCCGGGAGCAUCCUGCUAGCGCGACUCCUCCUGGAACUCCACUCUUUGACGUCUGGACACAGAAUGCCAUUUUAUUUUUGCUUUGUAUCCUGUUCUCUCUGUUUAGCCCAAGCUCACUCGACAGACCUAGGUCUUUCCUUACC